GAGGACAUUGUGCUUAAGAGGUGUUGGCAGAAACACUUACCUUAUAAGAUGUCCUUUCUUGCAUGGCGCGUUUUGGAGAGGCGCCUUCCCACUGAUGAUGUCCUGGCGAGAUUUGGCUUUGCUUUGCCUUCUCGGUGCUUAUGUUGUUCGCCGCCAGGACGGGAGACCAUUACACACAUUUUCUAUCAUGGGAGCAUGACGCGGCGUGUUUGGACUUAUUUCACAGAGUCUGCCCGUAUCCAGGGCACACAUCACAGUUUGAGGUCCGCCUUGAGUAUAUGGUGGGCGCAGAGGCCAAGGAGCAGGAUGCUCUCGUUCCUAUUCCACCGCCUGUCGAUGAUCAUUCUUUGGGAGAUUUGGACGCACUAUGCUGCGUGCAAGUAUGGGGAUGCUCGCCCCAACUUUGCACACAUUAUUUUCCGGGUGGCUACGGCGGUGUCGGCGUGCAUCUAUCGUCGCUGGCCUAGCGGGGGUCUCUUGCCUUCCCGAUGGUCGGGGAUCAUGGAGCACGUUCGACGAGGCUCUGGACGCAGGAGGGUGGUGCCUAUUCAGUGGGUCCCACCGCCGGGUGGCACCAUCAAGGUGAAUGUGGCGAGGGCCCCGCUACGUGGGGCAUUUGCAGCGAUCGUGCGUGACUCGACAGGUAAGUUUCUUUAUGCUCUUUCUUAUAUUGCAUUCAGGUUGGAACCAAUGGAGCGUGGAGGGAUGGAUGUGCUUCUUCGGUGUAUUCAGUGGUGUAUAUCCCAGUCCUUCUUGUGUAUCCACGUGGAGUCUCAUCAUUCAGAGCUAGCUUGUUUCUUUAGAGAAGGUACCCCGUGGUACUUUCAUGAUGUUUAUGCUAGACUGCGUUUCCUCUGUUCUAUCGCGAUGGUCCAGUGGUUUCAUUGUGACGUGCGGGCGAAUGCCCCGACGACUGAGUUGGCAUUGUGGGCCGUGGAUAGUACAGAGGGGACGCGGGAGUUUACUAAUCUGCAGGAUCUUGACAUUUGGGUACGAUCUCUCCUUCCUAUGGACGAUCUGCCCUUCUUUCGCAUAGAUGAGGAUGGGGGUAACCCCUAGUUGUACUGGUUUGAGUGCCUUAACGACUGCGACUGCGGUUAAGAGGCGCACGUAUGUACCCGCGGUUAAAGGGUGCCCGU
This is a messenger RNA of Cuscuta campestris, 1139 nucleotides long. NCBI's taxonomy places the organism in Eukaryota, Viridiplantae, Streptophyta, Magnoliopsida, Solanales, Convolvulaceae. The record is from the annotation of a GenBank genome assembly.